Thrips palmi is the source of this 4550-nucleotide messenger RNA. Its product is annotated as protein PRRC2A-like. The transcript is spliced from 6 exons. NCBI's taxonomy places the organism in Eukaryota, Metazoa, Arthropoda, Insecta, Thysanoptera, Thripidae. Bases 817 to 3192 code for a protein of 791 amino acids. The record is from RefSeq and is a predicted model, not a curated record.
CAGACGUCGCCGCGACAGGGCACAAGGCACGGCGCCACAUACGUGGCCGACGGGGGACCGAGCACACAACGCGCGACGCCCCCCUCUCCCCCCUCUUCCCAGCGCAGCGCCCCGACGCCCUGAGGAAUGAGGAGGCGAGGCCAGCAGUGAGGAUUACGACGCACACCCUCGUCGACGAGGGCGUGAGCGAGGAUGCCGACGGACCAUGAGGGGCAUGCCCUGCAGGACGGCGCCGCGGGAGCGACAACGACGGCGACGAGGGAAGUGACAGCGCCCUAGUGCGGUCCUGGUGGGGUCCUGGACGUCCUGGGCACACGCCCAGUGAAUGCAUCAGCCGACGACCGGGCGACGCGCACGGCGUGAGUUUGGCGCCCCCGAGCCUCGUGCUCGUGCUGCCAGUGCCGUGGGCGCUAGCCGCGCUAGCGCACUCCGUCGACUCGGUCCCCGCGAGAGCAAAGUGCGAACAGUGCCGGAGCGAACAGCAGCGAACAGUGCGAGGAGCCCGACUCGCUGGCCGGACGGAAUCGAAGCGGGUCACAUAGCAAGCCAAGUCGCAGCGCGCCGAGGCAGUAGCGCCAGCGCGCCAGUGUGUGUUUGUGUGUGUAUGUGCUUCCCGUCCAAUCUGAGCCACGCCGAUUACGACGAGGUUGGAGCGGAGCUGAAGCAGCCCGAGUCCGAGGCCCGCACGGGCCCGCAUCGAGCCGUCGGCAUGGUGCCACCGCGGUAGAGGACGCAGUCACGUCGCCGUCAGCCACUGGACAACAAUAACAACAAAACCAUCAACAUCAACAACCAGCAGAAAGACAGUCAGUCGGGAUGUGCGCGACGCUCCACGUCCUGUGGAGCCUGGUGUACAUCGGGUGCGGCGCCAUCCAGCUGGUGGUGGGCAUCUUCUUCCUGGCCGCCAACCCCAAGUUCGAGACGCCGUUCCUCCGCCUGGGCUCCAACGUGGUCACGGGAGGAUGGAACGUGGUGGUGGGUGUGAGCGGCGCGCUGGUGGCGUGCGUGGGGCCCAUGUCCUCACCAGGCCGGCACGAGGCGCUGCUGUACCUGGCCAUCAGCGUGCUGGCCUUCAACGCCGUCAACCUGGCCGUGCUGGAGCUGGUCGAGUGGAAGAUGCUCUUCACCCCGGAGCACGUUGAGUACGCCGAGCGGCAGAAGAUUACCGAGCUGCUUAUGUAUGCACACCUCAGCACGAGCGCGGCCGCCGCCAUCGCCAUGGUGGUGGCGUUCCUGGACUCGCAGCUCACGUUCUGCUCGCUGCAGCACGCCGUCAAGCGCCGCCUGCAGCGCCGCCGCUCCGUCAACAAGGCCCACAGCCACCACGGGCACCACGGCCACCACCACCACGACCACAGCGCGGACAGCGAGUACAUCAUCCUGCCGCGCGUGCGGCCCUCCACCAAGGGCGGCUACGAGCAGUACACGCGCUCCUGGGUCUUCGACGUGGACGGCAACGGCCCGAACGGCGCCGGCGGAGGCGGGGGCGGUAGUGGCGGUGCCGGCAACUCCAGCGCGCGCUACCAGCAGCUAGACAGCCACAGCCACGCCGACAAGUGCAGGGAUGCGGCGGCCGCGGCCGUGGCCGCUGCCGAGGGCAGGUCCGCGUCGAGCAGGUCCUCGUCGCAGCGCGGCGAUACGUACACGAUCGCGGACGUGAAGGCCCUGCGCACGGCCAUCGCCAACGGGUGCCCGCCGCCCGACUCGUCGCCCGGCCAGGGCGGGCCCAGCGGCAGCAAGCAGUACAACCGGCAGCAGAAGCACAAGGAGCUGAUGCGCGAGCGCGAGCACCAGAAGCAGUUGCGGGAGCAGCAGCAGUUCCAGCAGAGGCAGCAGCGCGGCGACGGCGGCGGCCGCCAACGGCCCAGCUCCACCGGCUCGGCGGCCAGCUCUACCGGCGCCGGAGGGGCGUCGCCCGCCACGCGCCACCACGCCCCGCAGCAGCAGCAGCACGCCGCGCACGCCGCCAAGGCGCAGCCCGUCCCCGUCAUCGAGGAGAGCCCGCCCAGCGGCAGGAGCCCCGACAGCCCCGCCGUGGACAGCGAGGAGAGCCGCAGCCCCGACAGCGGCGAGCAGGCCGAGCAGGAAGGGGCUGGCUACCACUCGCUCAUGAGCGAGCUGACGCAGGUGAUCCGGAAGAAGCCCAGCCCCAAGGACGACACUUCGUCCGCCGACUUCAACCGCGAGCUGGAGGCCGCGCUGCAGGACAUCCACGACCUGGACUCGUCCACGGGGGGCACGCUGGUGGCGUCGUCCGCCGCCAGCAGCUCGGCAGCGCCGCCCCCGCCCGCCCCCGACUGGGGCGACAGCGACGACGAGAGCAGCGCGUCGAGCCGGACCGUCGGUAAGCGUCGCUCGCACCCGCGGCUGGGGCGCGCCUUCGCGAUCCCCGUGCCGCCCCCGGUGCCGCCCCCGCACGCCGGCGGUACGCUGCGAGGCACGCUGCGCUCCACGCAGACGGGUACCUUGACGAGCACGCUGCGGCGCCAGUGGGACCGCGAGUGGCAGCAACAGCAGCAGCAAGACCACCGGGAGGAACAGCAGGAGCAGCAGCGUGUCUUGACGCGCACGCCGUCCCCAGAGCUGCCCCCACCGCCUCCACCGCCCCCGGUCCCGCACUCCCCCGUGCGAAGCAAGACGGUCGUGACCAUCUGCGACGGCGACAUGGUCGUCAGGGAGAUGAACAAUAACGACGUCAUGUUGGUGCCCGUGGUGAUGCCUCCCGAGCUCCACGAGCUCGACGCCCCCGUCCUGGUGCUGGGCGCUGGUGGCGCUGGUGGCGCUGGCCCCGGGAGGGACACGCCGUCGCCGCCCCCGUCCCCAACCCCUUCCCCGUCCCGCUCCCUCUCCCCCGAGGCACCACUGCCCCCGCCCCCGGUGACUGUGGACCCUGCCGUCGAGGACGACGUCGACGAGCGGGUUGGCCAGGGCUGCUCCAUGGGCAGCGUGGGCCGCCUGGGCGGACUGUCCCUGCUCCGCAAGGGCAAGACCCGGCGGAGGGCCAGCAACGGCUGUGCCGUGCGGCUGAGCCAGGAGCUGCAGGGCGCCGUGCUGCAGUCCGAGAGUCUAGUGUUCCUUAGCGACAGCGAGCUGGUGGCGAGGCACGAGAGGAACCGCCGCGUGCAGCGGGAAAUUGAGCAACGAGUCCAGCAGCAGAUAUCGGGACACUCUGGAGGAGACUCGCUCUGUUAGGGUCGACCUGAAAUCAAGAUGAGAUUCGGUGCCAUAUCCCUUUAUGCUAGUCCAGAUUUAUUUGUGUAUGGCCUUAUAUUUGGGUCAUACUGUGUCAUCUUAUUAAUUUAAAAUGCAGUGAUAGUGACUUUCUGCCAAAAAUUAUGUUUAAAUCAUCAGUAUUUCAAAAUGUGAGGCUUCCUUCAGAAGACUGAGUUUGAAAGCUUCAUUGUGGAUUUUAAAUGCUCACUCGGUCGAGCAUUUACUGUAUAUUCUACUAUUAAGUUGAUGCAAUGAUUUCAUGAGAUUUGAGUAGUUAGACCAAAGGGCUUUUACGCCCCAAAAAUAAAUUUUCCAUCCUAUGAAUCCAUUUUUUGUUGUUGUGAAAUAUUGAUUCAUUGACUGGAUUUCCUAGUGAAUGAUUAAAGGAAUGUAUAGUAUGAUUUUCUUUUUGUUAAUUUAAGUAAGAGAAAGACAUGUUAAGACUAUACAAUUUGUGCCUAUUGUUUGUGAACUUUCAAUUCCUGGGCUGAACAGGUCUACUUCAGAAACUGUUCUAACUGGUCAUUAGUUAGUCUUUUCAUCUAUAACUUUUUCUUUGGUUGGUUUCUAAUUCAUAAAAAUAAAGAUCUUUAAGCAGUAUUAGAACCGAGCUAGGGAACACAUUCCAUUUCAGAGUUUACAGUUGGUCAAACACUUCUGUUUUCUAGAAGGAAAUAAGCCCCAGCUGAAACAUGAGUGAUUCAAAGAGUGCUUUCAAGCAAAUCUGAGUCAAAUAGGUCAGAAUAUCGCCAUACUCCAGUGAUUGAAGGGUUUGUGUUCAAUAAUGAAGCAUGCGCUGUGGAGGGAUGGGGCCAAAAAGUGGAGUGUUUUGAUAAAGAUAAAAAGAGCAUUGUGAUACCUGCUAGUCUCCACAUGUUAGCGAUUAUCUAUUGCCUUCAAAACUGUGAAAAGCCAAAAUGGUUAACUGUUAUGAAAUUCUUGAAUUAAAUUAUGUGUGUUAAUCCGUAGGUGAUAAUUUUUCAUUGAUAAGCCGUAUCUGUAACAACGUCUUAGCACCAACACAAACCAAACACAAGUCAGAAGAGGAUAUUUUAAAACCAACACAGGUCAAGUCAUCCAGUCAAUAUAUAAUUACAAAAUAAUGACUAUUGAGGCCGCGAGGCCCAGUCCCAAAAAUUCAGCAAUAUUUCUUUAGCUGUUUCCUUCUACUUUCUGUGAAUUCAAACACAAAUGUGAAACACAGUUACUUAUUUUGGCUUCUUCUACGAUGUAAUUCAUUUAAAUCUUAAAUGUGCCAACUACAAAUGAUCUAUAUUUAUGACUCUGUACAAUAUGUAUAAUAUUGAAACUAUUAAAUGAAUCUAGAUUUUUUUAAA